AUGGUUUUGAUUGGUUUAGGCAAGCAACUCGAGGAUGGGCGAACUUUGUCUGAUUAUAAUAUACAGAAGGAGUCGACUCUACAUUUGGUGUUGCGAUUGAGAGGAGGAAUGCAAAUUUUUGUCAAAACUCUUACUGGUAAAACGAUAACAUUGGAAGUCGAAGCGUCAGAUACGAUUGAAAAUGUUAAGGCCAAGAUUCAGGAUAAAGAAGGUAUCCCGCCGGAUCAGCAGCGUCUUAUUUUCGCAGGUGUGUUAUGGUUAUAUCUAGGUGAAGAUUUUAUGUUCUUUCCGUAUGUUUGUUUCUUUUUAAUUUUUUGUGACUUUGAUUUGUGUCUUCUGGUGUUCUUGUGCAGGUUUAAAAGCAUAAUGGUUGCAGGAAAGCAGUUGGAGGAUGGCAGAACUCUGUCAGAUUAUAAUAUUCAGAAAGAGUCGACUCUUCAUUUGGUUCUUCGACUCAGAGGCGGGAUGCAAAUAUUCGUGAAGACGUUAACUGGGAAGACGAUAACUUUAGAAGUCGAAGCAUCAGAUACGAUUGAAAACGUUAAACAGCGUCUGAUCUUUGCGGGAAAACAGCUUGAAGAUGGGCGCACGCUUUCUGACUAUAACAUUCAGAAGGAAUCGACUCUUCAUCUUGUUCUGCGUCUUCGUGGUGGCAAUUAA
Molecule: messenger RNA, 660 nt
Organism: Dracunculus medinensis (Guinea worm)
Lineage: Eukaryota; Metazoa; Nematoda; Chromadorea; Rhabditida; Dracunculidae
Source: the annotation of a GenBank genome assembly